AUGCGGUCCCAAGCAGCGCUCGUCCGCCACUCCCGGGUCCUGCUCGCGCCGUCGACCCCAGCAGCCCCCAAGUCCUCGUCGCGCCUCUUCCACCCGACGACCUCGCGCCGUCUCCCGCGCAAGCCCCCGCCGCACGUCGCGCGCGCCUACCGUACCGGCACCACCACCACCACCACCAGCGCCUCGUCUGCUCCUGCGGCCUCGUCCUUGUCUUCUGAACAGACGCAGAGCCCCAUACAACCCAAUGUCGACGAAUCCGAGCCGCCUGAGCCCGUGCAGGACGUCACCGCCUCGGGCGCCACACCGCCAGAGGAUCCCGAGCCCGAGCCCGAGCCAGAAAAACCGCGUCGGAGGACACGCUCGGCCCCCAAAGAGUCUGCCAGCAGCAGCAGCACCACCACCACCAGCUCCUCAUCUCCGUCAAACCCGCCCCUACCCCCGGGCCUGCACGUCCUCUGGAGCGCCGACCACGACUUGCCGGCGCCCAACCCGGCCGCGCUGCCCCCGGCCCCCAUCUUCGACGAGGUCCUGAGCGACUUCCGCAUCGCGCUCCACCCCCAGACCCAGCACCGCUCGAUCUACGCCUCCCCCAGAGGCCCCACCGUCGAGCCCACGCUCGGGCUCUACUGCCCGAUCGAAGGCGGGGACUACGUCCUGGACGAGACCGUGCGCGAGCUCGCGCGCCGCACCGGCGCGGACGUCGUCGUCCUCGACGCCGUCCAACUCGCCGCCGGCGAGCACGGCCAAUUCGGCAAAGCGAACGUCCUCCAGCUCUCGCCCAACCCGCUCCACUUCACGUCGCACGUGCCCGCGCCGUCCGCCCCCGCGCCCCCUUCGUCCACCCGGUCCGCCGCGAUCGAGGACGGCGACGAAGACGACACGGAGCCCUUCGCCUUCCCCUCGCGCAUGACGAUCCAGAUCUCGUCCCCGACCGCGUCGGGCCGGGCAGGCAGCGGCGGACGCACCUUCCUCGCCGCCAGCGCACGGAGCGCGUCCUCCUCCCGCCUCAAAGCCUUCUUCGACGAGCUCGUCAACCUCGCGCCCCCUCCUCCUCCUCCACCACCAUCUCCCUCUCCCACCACCCCCAAUUCCUCCGACUCGGACACCACCACCACCCCACCCCCUCCCCUCCCCCCGCCGCCGCCGCCCGCGCAUCAUCUACAUCCGCGACUUCCCCACCCUCGCCGCCUCCUCCCCCACCUGGUACCCCCCCCUCCUCGCCGCCGCCCCAUCUCGCGCUCCACCUCGCCCGUCUCCGACCCGAUGGUCAUCGUCUUCGGCAUGACGCCCCCGCUCACCCCUUCCUCCUCCUCCUCCCCUUCCUCCUCCCACAGCGGCGGCGCAGCGGCGGGCCUCGUGAGCCUGCUCACAAGCCGCUCCGCCGGCUCCGCGCCCCUCACCUCCGGCGCGCGCGCGACGGCGGGCCGCGACGCGUGGGCCGAAGACGCGGCGUCCGACGCGGCGCGCGAGCGGCGGUUACGGCAGCGCCUGCGGCGGUGGGAGCGCGGCGGCGGCACCGCGUGGCUCGACGAUCUGCCCCGGCUGUCCUCCGCGUCCGGCUCCGAGGGCGGUGGCGGUGGUAGUGGCGGAUCGGGCGCCGAUGGGGAGGGCGCGGUCGUCGUCGUCGGCGCGCCGCCCUCGGGACUCGCGGGUCUGCCUGCGGCGCUGCAGGACGUGUUGCGCGCCGCGAGCGGAGGAGGCGGGAACGGGAGCGGGAGCGGGAGCGGGACGGGAGGGGCGAGCGGGUUUUGGAAGGCGGCGUUCGUGGUGCCGAGCGCGAGGAGCGGGAGCGCGGAGAGGGCGUGUCGGGUGGCGAGGAGGAGGGAGGUGAACGUGCUGACGAUGCGGAUGGGGAUCGCUGCGGCGGGCGGGGCGUUGGCGGACGCGGAGCCGGCGGCGAUGCGCCGGGCGGAGGACGAGGACGAGGAGGUAGAGGGAGAGGGAGAGGGAGAGGGAGAGGGGCGGCAGCAGGAAGAGGCGGAGAAGAUGUGGGCGGAGUGGGGGCGGAGGAUCGAGACGUGGGACGCGGUGCGGCGCGUCGCGGAUCGCGCCGUCGGGGGCGCGUACGACCCCGCGAGCGCGGGAGCGAAGCCGAGCUUGGAGCCGACGCCGAUCGGGUGGGACGCGGUGUGCGCCGCGUGGCGCGCGAUGAGGACGCAGGGGGAGGUGCGAAGGGCGUGGGCGGCGCAGGCGGCGCGGGAGGACAGGAAGGAGGCGAAGGACGAGGAAGGGCCCGGGGCGGUCGGGAAGGAUAACGACGAGGUCAUCGAGCGCGUGAGGCGCGAUCCGGACCUCGACCAGCACGAGCAGCGGCUGCUGGGAUGCAUCGUCCAGCCUUCCACUGUUCCGACGUCGUUCAGCCAGGUGCAUUUGCCCGCGCACACCAUCGACGCCGUGCGGACGAUCGUGUCGCUACCGUUACUCUACCCGGACGCGUUCAACCACGGCAUUCUGAAGGAACACGGUAUGACGGGCUGCCUCCUCUUCGGCCCGCCCGGGACCGGUAAGACGCUGCUCGCCAAGGCGGUCGCAGGCGAGGCCGGUUGCCGGAUGCUCGCCGUCGCGCCCUCCGACGUGAUGGACAUGUACGUCGGCGAGGGCGAGAAGCUCGUCAAGUCCCUCUUCUCGCUCGCGCGCCGGCUCGCGCCGUGCGUCGUGUUCGUGGACGAGAUCGACGCGCUCUUCGGGGCGCGCGCGUCCGGGCGCGAGUCGGGCGGGGCGAUCGCGCACCGCGGCGUGCUCACCGAGUUCAUGCAGGAGAUGGACGGCCUGUGGUCGUCCCGGGAGGACAACGUGGUGGUGAUCGGGGCCACGAACCGGCCGUUCGACCUCGACGACGCCGUCCUGCGUCGCCUGCCGCGCCGGCUGCUGAUCGACUUGCCGGGGGAGAAGGAGCGCGAAGAGAUCCUCAAGAUCCUCCUGCGCGACGAGACGCUGGCGCCGGACGUCGACCUCAAGGCGCUCGCGAAGCAGACCGAGACCUUCUCCGGGUCGGAUCUCAAACACCUCUGCGUGGCCGCCGCGCUGGACGCCGUCAAAGAGCGAGUCUCCGUGCCCUGGGCGGUCUCGAGCGCACCACCGGAACCUUCUGUGACGGUGGCGGAUCCUCCUGCCGAGAACGCCGCUGGACCCACCGCGGAAGGCGUCGCGGACGGCGGCGAUCGACUCGUGGAACCCGCCGCCGCCUCUUCGGCUUUGGACACCGAACCCCAAAAGUCGGACAGCACCCCGCGAACCAAGGACGACGAAAGCGAGGCGGCGGACGCGGCAGGCCCACCGGACCGCGGCAGCGAGAAAGCGACGCGCGAGAUCGCGGCGCGGCACUUCAAGAAGGCGCUCUCGGAGAUCACGCCGUCCGCGAGCGAGGCGCUCGGCACGCUCGCCGACCUCCGCAAGUGGAACGCCGAGUUUGGCGAGGGCCGCAAGGAGAAGAAGCUGCAGGUGUGGGGCAAGGGCCGGUUCGGGUUCGCGAUCGCGAACGGCGACGGGGGCGGCGUGCAGGAGGGGCACGUCGCGCCGUCGCCGUCGCCGGCCACGACGGAGCAGGCGUCCGCGAGCAGGUAGCGGGCGGGCGGCGAAAAACCGGUUCAUACAUAAAGAAUAGGGCAAUAAUACGCUAAGCAGUCGUAACCAGUGGUUAAUCGUCAGAAGAAAGGCGGGGGAAAACCCCCGCGUCACCGUCUUGAUUUGCGCCGGCCGUUCGCGCGGGGAGGCUGCGAGGGUUCUUCCGGUGUCUGCGAUCGAGCCUGCGUCUGCGUCUGAGUCUGCGUCGCGUCCAUCGCCUCCGCGUCGUACUCCGCCCCUCCUUCGUCGUCGUCCGACGUCGCUCUGCGCAGCCGGCGUCCCGAUUCCUGCCCGUCUUGGAACGCGCGCUCGCCGACGGGCACGAGCGCCCGUUUCUCUUCCUCGCUCGCCCACGACGCUUCGCAGGCGGGGCAGACCGUGCGCCCGCUGCGCGUGUAUCUUUCGUAGCAGCGAUGGUGCAUGUACACUUGGCAGUUGCGCGUUCGGCAGUUGAUGCCCUGGGUGACCAGGUCGGAGCAGAUGGUACAUUCCAGGCAGUCGUCGGGGUACGUGUCCUUCAGGUACGGGUUCAGCUCCAGCAGGCCGCGGGACGAGAGCAUGUAUCUGCCCUUCCUGUGUGCGCGCGCAUGGGGGAGAUCAGGAGGAUCCGUUCGCAAGAAAGCAAAGAAAGCGGCGUACUUGCUCUUGAGGAGCCACCCCCUGGCGACGAGGCUGCCGAGGACGACCUCCGCCUGGGACUUGGACAUGUUGCUCUUCAGAUUGCUCACCUCGCGCAACGCUACGAGGGAGGAGCAGCAGAAGGCGUGAUUGGGGGCCAGCAUAAUUAUAGCUUUGAUGUACGAGAUCUCCAGCGCGCUGUACUCGGUCGCCAGUUGCGCGAUAUCGUCUCCUCUUCUGUUGAU
This is a messenger RNA of Punctularia strigosozonata HHB-11173 SS5, 4427 nucleotides long. Its product is annotated as AAA-domain-containing protein. Gene Ontology annotation, cellular component: mitochondrial outer membrane. NCBI's taxonomy places the organism in Eukaryota, Fungi, Basidiomycota, Agaricomycetes, Corticiales, Punctulariaceae. The coding region runs from base 1 to 3564 and encodes 1187 amino acids. Gene Ontology annotation, molecular function: ATP binding; ATP hydrolysis activity. The transcript has 10 exons. The record is from RefSeq and is a predicted model, not a curated record.